Molecule: messenger RNA, 537 nt
Organism: Andrographis paniculata
Lineage: Eukaryota; Viridiplantae; Streptophyta; Magnoliopsida; Lamiales; Acanthaceae
Product: probable calcium-binding protein CML46
Exons: 1
Coding region: 1-537 (178 amino acids)
Molecular function (GO): calcium ion binding
Source: RefSeq, a predicted model, not a curated record
AUGGAAUCGAAACUUGCAAACCUUAUUUCAUAUUUGCUUGUUUUGAUGUCCGAGUCUUUCAAGAGGGACAUCGAAAGCUUCAUUUCAAGCGUCCGAUUCUCCCUUGAAACAUUGGCCGGGCUCUGGACCCCAGCUCCCGGGACCUCGGAUUCCCAGUCCCUUCUGUCCUGUAAUGGCGAGACGUGCGGCGGCUCGGCGAGGCUGAGUGCUUCUGAAGUAGAGGUGGUAAUGAAUAGAUUAGAGCUAACGGAGAGCGGCGGAGAAGCCGCCGGAAUCGGACACGCCGACAUGGCGGCGCUGUUCGAGGAGGAGGAGCCGAGUUUGGAGGAAUUAAGGGAGGCUUUUAGGGUUUUCGAUUUCAACGGAGAUGGAUUUAUAGAUGCAAUGGAAUUGCAGAGAGUCGUCUCUCGAUUAGGGUUAAAUACGGAUUACGAAUUGGGGGAAUUUCAGAAGAUGAUCAGAGCCGUUGAUUUUAACGGAGAUGGCCGUGUCGAUUUUCAGGAUUUCCUCAGAUUGAUGGAGAAGUGUCUCUGCUGA